Rattus norvegicus (Norway rat) is the source of this 3859-nucleotide messenger RNA. It is a transcript of the gene Rhoq, whose product is annotated as ras homolog family member Q. Gene Ontology annotation, cellular component: plasma membrane; cytoplasm. Gene Ontology annotation, molecular function: GTPase activity; G protein activity; GTP binding. Gene Ontology annotation, biological process: actin cytoskeleton organization; regulation of cell shape. The record is from RefSeq and is marked validated. Lineage: Eukaryota; Metazoa; Chordata; Mammalia; Rodentia; Muridae.
CCGGCGGAUCCUCCUGGGGAGGCCGGGCCGGGGAGCGGGUUCGGGCGCCGAGCGGCGGGGCCAGCAGCCGGGCGCGGCGAGCGGGACCAGGGCGGGGAGCGGGGUAGCGAUCGAAGCGGCGGCGGCUGCGCUCCGGGCCCGCCGCACCUUCCCCUCCGGUCAGGGGAACCGCUGCAUGGGGCCGGGGGGGCGGCCCUGCUGCGCCGAGCGGCGGCGACGGCGGACCCCCCAGGCGGGCUGGGGCUGAGCCCGGGGCCGGGGCGGGGGCUCCGGGGGGACCAUGCCCCGAGGCCGGCCGGCCGCAGCAUGGCUCACGGGCCCGGCGCGCUGAUGCUCAAGUGCGUGGUGGUCGGCGACGGGGCGGUGGGUAAGACGUGCCUGCUCAUGAGCUAUGCUAACGACGCCUUCCCCGAGGAGUACGUGCCCACUGUCUUCGACCACUACGCAGUCAGCGUCACCGUGGGGGGCAAGCAGUACCUCUUGGGACUCUAUGACACAGCUGGACAGGAAGACUAUGAUCGUCUGAGGCCUUUAUCUUACCCCAUGACUGACGUCUUCCUCAUAUGCUUCUCUGUGGUAAAUCCAGCCUCAUUUCAAAAUGUAAAGGAGGAAUGGGUACCAGAACUAAAGGAAUAUGCACCAAAUGUCCCCUUCUUGUUAAUAGGAACUCAGAUUGAUCUCCGAGAUGACCCCAAAACUUUAGCAAGACUGAAUGACAUGAAAGAAAAACCUGUCUGUGUGGAACAAGGACAGAAACUAGCAAAAGAGAUCGGCGCAUGCUGCUAUGUGGAAUGCUCAGCUCUGACCCAGAAGGGUUUGAAGACUGUGUUUGACGAGGCUAUCAUAGCCAUUUUAACUCCAAAGAAACACACAGUAAAAAAGAGAAUAGGAUCAAGAUGUAUAAACUGUUGUUUGAUUACGUGAGAAACAUCUUUAGUGGCCAAGGAAACUGUCAUUUCUCCCAGAAAGCAUUUGAAAUGCUACAGCAAUGUCCUGACCUCUUACAAUGAAGCAGUUUAACUUGAGGGGGGAGGGAGCCUGUCCUCAGCAUCCUACAGAGUUCAUUGAGAAUGUUUCAUAAAGGUCUAAGCGGCAGCGAACAGCAUCUGAAGCCACAAUCUACUAUAAAUACUUUAUUUCAACUAGAAGGUACAAUCUCUCAGGGGUUUCAUAGUUAAAAAGCUACAAUCACAUCAUGUUGAAAUGACAUUUAGAAAACCACAGUGCUGUAAAUGGACGGCUCGGCUUUGACCACGUACACUUCUGCACAGCCCUUAUGGACUCUGCACAAAGAAAUCACUUCUCUCCCUUCUCCUCUUAAUUGUUCUUGUAUGUAAGUUGCUUUCUAUUCCAGUAUAUCCAGAGUGGCGAGAUAACCAGGCCAGCCACGUAGCCAAAGGUCGCUCCGAGUGUACAGGAGAUGGGCCACACCUAAGGAAAGAAUUGAGAUCUAAGCCAACCGAUGCUUUAUUACACUUGAGCACAAAUGAAGUGUACUGCACACAUUUCUAUAGUGAAGCUUAGUGUGCUUCAUAAAGAAUGCCAAGUUUAAUAGGUCAUGACUGCAUUGAUCAUAACACUAAAAGUGUCCACAUUUUAGUUAAUGUGCAUUAAACAGUAACAUGGCCUCUGGCAACUGUAGCUCUAGUUUGCUUUUAUCUAAACUGCAUGAAAUACAUGCAAAAGUAACAUGUAAAAAUGGGUCAUUGUUUACCAUAAUCCUGAACUCAGUUUGGCUCUGAAUUAGUUGGCCAUUUUUCUAACUCCUACACUGGCUGUGUACAUCAAAUGAAAUAAGUGAGCAAACCUUAGAAACGUUCAGUCGUGUGAGAGGAAAGACGUGGGAUGCGAGCAUGUCACGUGGAAUUUGUGGUUAUCUCUUCCAUGGUAAGCUGAUGGCCACUUGGAGCUGCAGAUAGUGUGUCCACAGCAGAAGGUCUACACACCACAGCUUACGUACACACCUAGAGCGUGAGGCAAGAACACACUCCCCACGCUACAUCUCACUAAGCCAGAAAUAGAGGAGACUUUUUAAUGCCACAGACAGGGUGUGUGUGUAAAGUCUUGCAGACACCUUCAUGUCCUUUGUAAAGCUUAUCUGGUGUACUGCAGCCUUUCUUACCCUUCUCUGGGGAAUCGGCCAUCCAAGUGUACUGGAGGGAAACCAUCCUAAUAACUGGCUGCUACCUCGUUGGCUUUCUUCUUCCGUCUGCUAUGGAUCUGCCUUAUUCUAAAUGCCAUGCAACAGACAGUAGUGUAGGCAAAGCUUCCAUGAACCACCUCAUGCAGUCUGGGGAAGCGCAAGCGAAUCCACACAUUGGCACCAGCCUCCCUUAGGUUCAAAGUUGCUGUUGCUUAAACUACGACAUCUGUCUUUAGCAAGCUUCUGUUAUCUUCCAUGGUUUGUGCUUAAGCUUGGUCUAGUGCACAGAUUGGGUAAUGGAACACUAAACAUUUAUACUUGAAAAUGACAGCCUUAAAUGUUCAUACCAGUCACAAAUCUAGAUGUACUGUCUUGCAUGUGAGCUUUGUAGGAGUUUUUAAAAUAUGAGCACCACACUCCCCACGCGGUAGCAGACCGUCUACUGACAAGAGCUCUCUUGGAAGUGGACGCAGGAUGUCCUCAGGCAGUGGCGGUUCACAUUAGGUAUAUCAUGGCCUUAUUUAUGUAUGCUCAAAUGGGACUUCUGUAAUUUUCCCAUUUAGUUUCGGUCUGUUUUUAGAUAGAAUUGAAAGAAAUUGUAUAGUCGGCUAACGUACUAGCUAAGUUGUCAAACCUAUGAUAUGAAGGAAUCAAGACAGUAAAGUAUUAUUCAUUUCCAAGUUGCCUUUGGAGAUUUGAUGGUUUGUUUUUUUCUUCAAAUCUACAUCUGUGAAACCCUUGACACUCGGUGUGUUAGCAAUGAGAUAAAGUCAAGGACUUGCCUGCUUCAAGAGAAAAGGAUUAAGAAUCUAAAGGUGCAGUGGUGUCACCUCAGUCUCCUCAUGUGUGGCCGUGGGGGGACGACCGUGUGUCCUAGUCAUUCUUGAGCGCUUAUCACUCUCUCCUAGUUGACAGCAGUCCGUUGGGCUUCAGCUUCUCCAGAUGGUAAGAAUCAUGUACACAGACUGUUUGAACUCUAAGCAGACGAUUGUAUCAUCUGAACCUGAGGUGCCUUAGGUACUCUACUUACCUUGAUGGGGUUUGGAGUUUCCCAUUGCUUGUUAAGAGCUCUUUGUGUUUGUUAUUUAAUAUUUCUUUUUGCAAAAUCUUCUCUGCCACUUUAAGCAGAAAACCAAAGAUUUGUUUUCUAUUCAUGAACAGAUUAUAGAGAGACUGCCUUAUUUUCAGACGCAUGUCUUCAUUAAUGGCUUAGGUUGCCACAGAAAUUCAGACUAAUCUCUGGAAUAACUCUUUCAAACUAGUGAAAUAUCUGGGAAAGAAAAUUCUUCUCAAUGUUUUAUUAAUAUGAACUGUGUUAGUAAGAACACUGCUUCAAAUAAGGUCAUGUGUGAAAGAACAUACAACAAAUUAUAGUUGGUUAGUGUUUGCAUAGAAAAUCUGUUCUAAAGCCCUUUAAAAUGUUGAGGGGAAUCCUGCACUCUAACAGCCUCUCUUUGCUAACGUAUGCCCUUCCUGUCCUUGCAGGUACAUUGUAGCUCACUCGUGAUGAAUUAUCAUAUUUCAAUACACAGAGCUUGAGUUCAUACUACUUGUUAUCUUAGUUAUUUUACAUACUGCUUCCGUUUGACUUUCAAUGAUUGGUUUUAAAUACCAAAUUAAAUGCUGGUUUGUUGGUUGUUGUUUUUAAAUGAUUGUUACUUCAAUAGCAUCCCCUCCUGACAUAUGGAGUCAUAAUAAAAUGAGAUGCAUAGUUUA